CGCCUGGCGACUUACGGCAUCAACGUGGCCGAGCUGACGGGGGAUCACCAGCUCUGCAAGGAGGAAAUCAGCGCUACCCAGAUCAUCGUCUGCACCCCGGAGAAGUGGGACAUCAUCACCCGCAAGGGAGGAGAACGCACCUAUACCCAGCUGGUGCGGCUGGUCAUCCUGGAUGAGAUACACCUACUGCAUGACGACCGAGGACCUGUCCUGGAGUCUUUGGUAGCCAGAGCCAUCCGCAACAUCGAGAUGACUCAGGAGGACGUGAGGCUCGUUGGUUUGAGCGCCACUCUCCCCAAUUAUGAGGACGUGGCUACCUUCCUGAGAGUGGACCCGGCCAAAGGCUUGUUCUAUUUUGAUAACAGUUUCCGACCGGUGCCCCUAGAACAGACCUACGUGGGUAUUACAGAGAAGAAAGCAAUCAAACGCUUCCAGAUAAUGAAUGAGAUUGUUUAUGAGAAAAUUAUGGAGCAUGCUGGAAAGAACCAGGUGCUGGUGUUUGUUCACUCCAGGAAGGAGACUGGGAAGACAGCCCGGGCUAUCAGGGACAUGUGUCUGGAGAAAGAUACCCUGGGCCUCUUCUUACGGGAGGGCUCAGCCUCCACUGAGGUCCUGAGGACUGAAGCUGAGCAGUGCAAGAACCUGGAGCUGAAGGAUCUCCUUCCUUACGGCUUCGCCAUUCACCACGCCGGGAUGACGCGGGUGGACCGGACGCUGGUGGAGGAUCUGUUUGCUGACAAGCACAUUCAGGUGCUGGUCUCCACAGCCACACUGGCCUGGGGUGUGAACCUCCCUGCUCACACUGUCAUCAUCAAGGGGACACAGGUGUACAGCCCUGAGAAGGGACGCUGGACCGAGCUGGGUGCUCUGGACAUCCUGCAGAUGCUAGGGCGUGCCGGGCGGCCUCAGUACGAUACGAAAGGAGAGGGGAUCCUCAUCACAUCCCACGGCGAGCUGCAGUAUUACCUGUCCCUGCUCAACCAGCAGCUCCCCAUUGAAAGUCAGAUGGUGUCGAAGCUCCCAGACAUGCUGAAUGCAGAGACUGUGCUCGGCAACGUCCAGAACGCAAAGGAUGCAGUGAACUGGCUGGGCUAUACCUACCUGUACAUCCGAAUGCUGCGCUCCCCCACGCUCUACGGGAUCUCCCACGAUGAUCUGAAGGGGGAUCCGCUGCUGGACCAGCGCCGCCUGGAUCUGGUUCACACUGCAGCCCUCAUGUUAGACAAGAACAACCUGGUGAAGUACGACAAGAAGACGGGGAACUUCCAGGUGACAGAGCUGGGCCGCAUCGCCAGCCACUACUACAUCACCAACGAGACGAUGCAAACUUACAAUCAGCUCCUGAAACCCACCCUGAGUGAAAUCGAGCUGUUUCGGGUCUUCUCGCUGUCCUCAGAGUUCAGGAACAUCACCGUGAGGGAGGAGGAGAAGCUCGAGCUUCAGAAGUUGCUGGAGCGAGUUCCCAUCCCAGUGAAGGAGAGCAUAGAGGAGCCCAGUGCCAAGAUCAACGUGCUUCUCCAGGCCUUCAUCUCCCAGCUGAAGCUGGAAGGAUUUGCUCUCAUGGCAGACAUGGUGUACGUUACCCAGUCUGCUGGGCGGCUGAUGCGUGCCAUCUUCGAGAUCGUCCUGAACCGUGGCUGGGCCCAGCUCACCGACAAGACCCUCAACCUCUGCAAGAUGAUCGACAAGCGCAUGUGGCAGUCCAUGUGCCCUUUGCGUCAGUUCAAGAAACUGCCUGAAGAAGUGGUGAAGAAAAUAGAGAAGAAGAAUUUCCCGUUCGAGCGGCUCUACGACUUGAACCAUAACGAGAUAGGAGAACUGAUCCGAAUGCCUAAGAUGGGCAAGACAAUCCAUAAAUACGUUCAUCUGUUUCCAAAACUGGAGCUCUCGGUCCAUUUGCAGCCCAUUACCCGCUCCACCUUGAAAGUAGAACUUACUAUUGCCCCUGACUUCCAGUGGGAUGAGAAGGUACAUGGUUCAUCCGAAGCUUUCUGGAUCCUGGUGGAGGAUGUGGACAGCGAGGUGAUCCUGCACCACGAGUACUUCCUACUGAAAGCCAAGUACGCGCAGGACGAGCACCUCGUCACCUUCUUCGUGCCUGUGUUUGAGCCCCUGCCCCCACAGUACUUCAUCCGGGUGGUCUCUGACCGUUGGCUCUCCUGUGAGACCCAGCUGCCCGUGUCCUUCCGCCACCUGAUCCUCCCUGAGAAGUACCCUCCUCCGACCGAGCUGCUGGAUCUGCAGCCGCUGCCCGUGUCGGCUCUGCGGAACAGCGCCUUCGAGAGCCUCUACCAGGACAAGUUCCCCUUCUUCAACCCAAUCCAGACUCAGG
Antrostomus carolinensis (chuck-will's-widow) is the source of this 2332-nucleotide messenger RNA. Its product is annotated as U5 small nuclear ribonucleoprotein 200 kDa helicase. Gene Ontology annotation, molecular function: DNA helicase activity; ATP binding; nucleic acid binding. Gene Ontology annotation, biological process: resolution of meiotic recombination intermediates. The transcript is spliced from 16 exons. The record is from RefSeq and is a predicted model, not a curated record. The annotation marks the transcript as partial. NCBI's taxonomy places the organism in Eukaryota, Metazoa, Chordata, Aves, Caprimulgiformes, Caprimulgidae. Gene Ontology annotation, cellular component: nucleus.